This is a messenger RNA of Colletotrichum higginsianum IMI 349063, 1485 nucleotides long. Its product is annotated as Dolichyl-diphosphooligosaccharide--protein glycosyltransferase subunit 1. Gene Ontology annotation, cellular component: oligosaccharyltransferase complex; membrane. The transcript has 3 exons. The record is from RefSeq and is a predicted model, not a curated record. Bases 1 to 1485 code for a protein of 494 amino acids. NCBI's taxonomy places the organism in Eukaryota, Fungi, Ascomycota, Sordariomycetes, Glomerellales, Glomerellaceae.
AUGAGAGCCUUCGCCAUUGCCGCCGGCCUUCUGAGCCUGCUCUCCCCGGUCAUCGCAAGCUCCGAUUCGAGUGCGGCAGACAAGGUGUCGGAAGUCAACCUGCCCACCAACUUCAAGCCGCCCCAGGUCUUCAAGAACGUCAACCUUGUCCACAUCGUCUCUUUGGAGAAGAACUACGUCAAGGAGUCCAUCAAUGUCUUGAUUGAGAACAUUGACAAGCAACCUCAAGAUGAAUACUAUCUACCCUUUACCCCCAAUCAGAUGUCGCGUAUCGGAGGCUUCGAAACCAAGGACAGAAAGAACCCCGAAACUGGUCUGUUUGCCGUCGACGCCGUCGAGAUCGAACCCCUGAGUGAGACUCAGUACUUCAAGAUCCGGCUCCCUACGCCCUUGAAGGCAGGCGGCCAGCAGACUCUGAGCAUCUCCUACUACUUGCUCCGGGCCUACAAUCCUCUCCCUGCGUCGAUCGCCCAAGACGAGCAACAGUACCUCGCCUACGACUUCUCCGUGUACGCGCCAUCGGCCUACGUCACCUCGAAGCAGAAGACCGAGGUCAAGUCCCACUCGUCCAACAUUCCCGACUACACAAGGUUCCCCGGAAGCGGAGACAUCAAGGAGUUCCCUCAGAAACAGGGAGCCAAGCUCGUCUACGGUCCCUUUGACGAAAAGCCCGCUGGCGCAGUUGCUGCUGCCCAGGUGCGGUUUGAGUUCACCAAGCCCGUCACGCAUGUCGCCAGGCUCGACCGCGACAUCGAAGUCAGCCACUGGGGUGGAAAUGUGGCAUUCGAGGAGCGAUACGAGCUCUACCACCGCGGCGCGAACCUGUCCAAGCUUUUCAACCGAGUCAAGUGGGCGCAGGCGCAGUACUACAACCCCAACACGUACGCCCUCAAGGAAUUGAAGUUCCCAUUGAAGGUCGGAAGCGCCGAUCCUUACUUUGUCGAUGUCAUCGGCAACGUCUCUACAUCGAAGUUCCGCAGCAACAAACGUGAGGCUCUUUUGGAGAUCAAGCCGCGCUACCCUAUCUUCGGUGGCUGGAAGUACCCCUUCACCAUUGGCUGGAACUCGGACGCCAAGAACUUCGUGCGUACUGUCGAGGCUGGCAAAUACGUUAUCAACGUCCCCUUCUUGGAGGGUCCCAAGCAGCCCGAGGGCGUCGAGUAUGGCCAGGUCAACCUGCAGAUCCUUCUGCCAGAGGGAGCAACAAAUGUCAAGUUCUACACCAGCCUUCCCCAGUCCGCCAUCACGGACACGGCCAUCGGUGUCCACAAGACGUACCUCGACACUGUCGGUCGCACGUCUGUCACCAUCAAGGCGAACAACCUAGUCGACGAGUUCCGUGACCGGGAAGUGAUUGUUUCGUACGAGUACUCGGUGGUCUCGGCCCUGCGGAAGCCCAUUGUCAUCUUUAGCAGCACAGUUGUUCUGUUUGUCGCCGCGUGGCUCGUUGGAGGUCUGAACCCCAAGAUCUCAAGCAAGAACUAG